UUUCUAGUCAUUAGGUAAUUUGGUUUGUUUUGUAGGCAAGACUGUUUUGGACGAUUUGCUAAUGUUUUUCGACAAUAUUUGCGGCUGCAUGCUUUUGGGAGACACAACUUAGUGAACAUGUUACCCGCUAACACACCUAUCGCUGCCUGCAGCUUUAUCGUUAACCACUAUUGUUGCUUAAAUGUUUUGAGAUGGAGCAGCAGUUAGCCAGUAAGAUGGCUCGGGCUCCUCGCAGCACAUCUUUCUGAGUUUUCCGUCUCUCUGUGAAAGGGGAAAAAUCAUGUCUUGCAAAGCCGCAACCAAGGACAAGAAGUCCAGCUUCAGCAAGAAGCUGUUCAGGCGAGGCUCUGUGCGCUCUGUGGGCAGUUUUAUGAGUAAGGUCCUGAGGACACUAACAGCGCUGUCACACUUUGGAUCCGAAGUGCAAACCGAGGAUGACAAAGAUGAUGGAGGAUUUUCCACUUUUAAAUCUGGAAGUAAAGAUGUGCCCAUGGAGGAUGGAGACCUCGGGGGCUUCCUGUCCAGGGAGAGGGUUCCUGGAGUGUCAGGUUUGAAAAACCACGGCAAUACCUGCUUUAUGAAUGCAAUUCUGCAGUGCCUCAGUAACACUGAACUCUUUGCUGAGUACCUCGUUUUGGAGCACUACAAAGGCGAGGAGCUGGACGAGGACCAACCAAAGACAAAUGGUGUGCAUUUGCAGAGGAAGGGUCCUCUGUCCAAAGGAGAAGUCACGGAGCAGUUGUCAGGACUUGUACGGGCUUUAUGGACGUUUGAGUAUACCCCCCAGCAUAGCAGAGACUUCAAGAAUAUUGUGUCAAAAAAUGCCACACAGUUUAAAGGAAAUGCUCAGCAUGAUGCUCAAGAGUUUCUGCUGUGGCUGCUGGACAGAGUUCACGAGGAUCUCAACACGGUCAACCCCAACAGCAGGCCUGCUAUAAAGCCACCUAUUGAAGAAGACGAUCAAAGCAUAGAGGGACCAUCUCCUCCCCUCUCUGCUGGGUCGUUUGUACAAGAACUUUUUCAGGCUCAGUACAGAUCUUCUCUUACCUGUCCACAUUGCCAAAAGCAGAGCAAUACCUUUGAUCCCUUCCUCUGUAUCUCCUUACCAAUCCCGCUGCCACAUACACGGCCCCUAUAUGUGACGGUGGUGUAUCAGGGGAAGUACUCUCACUGUAUGAGGAUCGGAGUUGCGGUUCCGCUCAACAGCACUGUGUAUCGCCUCAGAGAUGCUGUGUCACGCGAGACUAAGAUCCCAGUGGACCAGUUUGUUUUGACCGAAAUGUACUACGACGGCUUUCAUCGUUCGUUUUGUGAUGAUGAUGACGAUCUUGACAUCAUUCAAGAGAGCGACUCCAUCUUUGCCUUUGAGACACCUGAGACCUUCAGGCUGGAAAAUAUACGCACAAAAAGAGGGAGUCUUCUGGCAAAUCUGAAUCAUAACAACUUGAAGUAUGGGACAGAAAUCAGCAGGACUCCGUCUUUCAUGCAGGGGGCUGUGACACCUGUAACUGCAUCACCCAAUAAAAACCUGGGGCCAGAAAAAAUGAUCCUUUUGGUGUGUAACAGAGCAUGUACUGGCCAUCAAGGAAAGAGGUUUGGGCUGCCUUUUGUACUGUAUCUGGAGCGCACUGUGACCUGGGAUACUCUACAAAAAGAGAUCCUGGAGAAAAUGCGCCAUCUUUUGAGGCCUGGGGUCUACAUUCAGGUUGGACCUUUCAGUCUUCGAGUAGUUGGCGUAGUUGGCAUCACCUACCUCCUGCCCCAAGAUGAGCGACCACUGUGUCAUCCAACUGUGGAAAGAGCAUACAAGUCCUGUGGACAAGGGGGACCACCACAUGUGAAAAUUGUGGUUGAGUGGGACAAAGAGACCAAGGACUAUCUGUUUGGGCACACUGAGGAAGAGUAUAUUCCGGAUGCUGAGAGUGUCUAUCUGCAUAGAGAACAACAUCACCAGCCGCAGGCCUGCACCCUUGCUCAGUGCUUUCAGCUGUACACUAAAGAAGAGCAGCUGGCCCCAGACGACGCCUGGCGCUGUCCCCACUGCAAGCAGCUGCAGCAGGGCCGUAUUAAGCUCAGUCUGUGGACGCUCCCAGAUGUACUCAUACUGCAUCUCAAGAGGUUCAGACAGGAGGGGGACCGGAGGGUGAAGAUGCAGAACAUGGUGAGGUUCCCACUGAUGGGGAUGGACAUGGCUCCUCAUGUGGUUAAGAGAAGCCAGAGUAGUUGGAGUUUACCAUCCCACUGGUCUCCAUGGAGACGGUCCUAUGGACUGGGAAGAAAUCCUGAAGACUACCUGUAUGACCUGUAUGCUGUUUGCAACCAUCACGGGAACAUGCACGGAGGCCACUACACUGCCUACUGCAAAAACUCCAUUGAUGGUCAGUGGUACUGCUUUGAUGACAGUGAGGUUACACCAAUAGCUGAUGAUGAUGUGUGCCAGCAAACAGCCUAUAUACUAUUCUAUCAGAGGAGAACAGCCAUCCCCUCCUGGUCUGCCAACAGCUCUGUUGCUGGUUCUACAAGUUCAUCCCUGUGCGACCACUGGAUCAACAGGCUACCUGGCAGCAGGCCUGCUAGUUUGGCCUCUGGAGCCUCAUCCAGACGCACCUCUCUGGCUUCACUGGCUGAGUCAGUUGAGUUUCCAGGAGAACGUAGUGAGGAUGAUGGAGGAUUCUCUGUCCGCCCUUUUGUGAGGAGUAUUCAGCGACAGAGUUUGUCCUCCAGGUCAUCCAUUGCUAGUCCUUUAGCCUUCAGUGACAGUGGGAUAAAACCUUCCUGGUCUCUCUCUGCCAAGCUGCACAUGAGAUCUAACUCACCCUCACGUUUCUCCCUUGACUCUCGGUGUUCCCCUCCUCUAGAGAGGAUAGGAGAGGCAUGUGACGACAAGGUUUCCACAUCCUGUUUUGGCAGCUACAGUAAACAUGAACGAUACUUUGGCAGCAGGACUCCCUUGUCUAUGAUGGAGAGCAAUUUCCCCGACCAAGACAACAAUAAAAGGUUCUUAGACAUGAUGUACUGCCGGGCUCCCACUCCAGUGGAAAAGAAGAUCACCAAAAAUGAGCCAACUGAAAACAACAACCAGAUUACAGCUAUAGACCAAAACAUACUACCUGCUCAAUCUACUCCCUCCAAAGAACAGAAACGUAAGAGUAGUAUUGGAGGAUUUGGCUUAAAGGCUGAAAGCACAGGUUCCACAAAGAGUUCCAGCAAAGUGGAGCAAGAUAAAACCUCCAAAAAACGAUUGUGCUCAACCCACAAGACCUCUGCAUCUGAGACGUCUUCCAGUACACCCAUGAAAGGCAAAAAGCUGAGCAAUACUAAAGAGAAGAAUAUAAAUGCUAAGAAAAGCACCUCAACACCCAGUGGAACGCCCUCCAAAACAAAAGAGUCGACUCAACCUCCAGAGGCUACGCCACAACAUAAGCCAUGCAUCCGUUCCACGCCUCAGUCCUCAGCUUCUCCUUCACCAACCUCAAAGAAGAAUUCCAGUGUCACUGAGAAGACCUCAACAAGCAGCAGGAAGCGGCUUGUAGAAAGGAGCCAGAGUAGAGAUUCUAUGCACAUUAGCCCCCUGGCUGACAGCCUCAGAUGCAGCUCGAUGGCACGCUGCUCACUUUCCAAGAGUGGGGAAAGCAACCGGCCUGAGAGGAGAUUUGUGAGGAGUUCCAGCAGCAGUUCUUCUGUCACUAGCCUGCGUUCACCCAGCGUAUCCACCAGAGACCUACAGCGCAGCAGCAAAUCUGAGGAGAAAGGGUUGUCUUUCUUCAAGAGUGCCCUCCGACAAAGGGAAAGCCGCCGGUCGGCUGAUUUGGGAAAAAGCACCAUGCUUACCAAAAAAACCUCAGAGAGGACAUGCAAGCAGAAUGGACAAGCCAAGGAGAUCGGUGGUGAUAAUGAAAAGAUGGGAGACGCAGUGUCUUCUCAGAUAUCUACAGAGACUCCUGGAGGUGAGACAAAAGAGACAAAGGAGUCUUCCAAACCUCCCAGUUCUCUGACUCGCUCUCUGUUAAAUGUAGGCAAGUCCAAGUCUUCCACUAACGAAGUAAGUUCCAAAUCUCCUGCAAACGGGAAGAAGCCGCUUGAAAGGAUGACAUCUUCCCGAAGACUGUCAUCAAGCAUGCAAUCUCCUGCACGAACAACACAGAGGCCUCAAUGAUACAUCUAUAGUCAAUAUAUUGAACAAGCAUAAUGCAGCUAAUCUUUGUGCCUAAGUUUCAGCGAGCACCAGAUGUAUUUAAGACACAUUUUUGAUGUUAUGGUUUUGUAAACUGGGAUUAAAUUCACAUGUUGGCUUUGAGAUUUGAGUAUUGGCAGCCAGCUUUAAGUGUUUUUAGCUGUUUUGUAUAAACUACUGUAUCAUCAUCAUAUACCUGAGUGCCAAGCACUUGUGUAGUAUGGUGCCAGUUUUGCUUUUCCCAGUAGUAAAUAUUGAUAUUUUU
Messenger RNA from Archocentrus centrarchus (flier cichlid), 4439 nucleotides. It is a transcript of the gene usp31, whose product is annotated as ubiquitin specific peptidase 31. NCBI's taxonomy places the organism in Eukaryota, Metazoa, Chordata, Actinopteri, Cichliformes, Cichlidae. Gene Ontology annotation, biological process: protein deubiquitination. The transcript is spliced from 16 exons. The record is from RefSeq and is a predicted model, not a curated record. The coding region runs from base 281 to 4156 and encodes 1291 amino acids. Gene Ontology annotation, molecular function: cysteine-type deubiquitinase activity.